This is a messenger RNA of Drosophila albomicans, 6100 nucleotides long. RefSeq names its product citron Rho-interacting kinase (gene sti). Gene Ontology annotation, molecular function: ATP binding; protein serine/threonine kinase activity. The transcript has 8 exons. Gene Ontology annotation, biological process: actomyosin structure organization; peptidyl-threonine phosphorylation. Bases 130 to 5646 code for a protein of 1838 amino acids. The record is from RefSeq and is a predicted model, not a curated record. NCBI's taxonomy places the organism in Eukaryota, Metazoa, Arthropoda, Insecta, Diptera, Drosophilidae. Gene Ontology annotation, cellular component: actin cytoskeleton; cytoplasm.
CAAAACGUUGAAUUCUCAACUGCGCGUCGCUUGUGUUUUUCUCAAUGGCUUCCUUGUGUUUGAAAUAUUAAAAUACACGUUUUAAUUUAUGCAGUUUAAAUUUCGAUUAAGUUCAAAAUAAACAAUAAAAUGCCGCCCCAACGCGAUCCAAUUAGUGUGCGCACAACGCGUCUCAAUAAUUUAAUUCUCGGCAAAGGAGUUGGCGCCAUUCAGAAGCCAUUGGGCGCCACAAGACGCAGCAUUGUGCCCAUUAGCACCACAAGUGCAGCUGUCGCUGAGGCCGUGUGCAGGGAAGGACUGCUCGAUGCCUUCUGUCUGCUGUACAAUGAGUGUGACAAGGAGACGCUCAAAAAGCGCGAUCGCAACAUUGCAGAAUUUGUGACCAAGUUUCGUCCCAUCGUUGAGGAGACGCGUCAGUUACGGGUGAAUGCCGAUGAUUUUGUGAUCAAGGCAUUGAUCGGCAAAGGAUAUUUUGGCAAUGUGCAUUUGGUUGUGGAACGUCAAACCUCGGAUGUUUAUGCCAUGAAAAAGAUAAAAAAAUCCAUGGUAACCACAUCACAAGUGGAGCGCGAUAUUAUGUCUCGUCGUAACUCUGAGUGGCUUACCAAUUUACAGUACGCCUUUCAGGACAAUGACAACUUGUAUUUAAUCAUGGAGUAUUUACCUGGUGGGGAUCUACUCAGCUUAAUGUCACGCCAUGGCCCCUUUGAUGAGGAUCUGGUGCGUUUCUAUCUAGCCGAGCUGACCUUGGCUCUGCACACACUUCACAACAUGGGCUUUGUGCAUCGCGACAUUAAGCCCGAGAAUAUUCUCAUCGAUCGCUUUGGUCACAUAAAGCUGGCGGACUUUGGCAAUGCCGCUGCCUUAGAUCGCGAUGGUCAUGUGCUCAGUCUUUCGCCUGUCGGCACACCAGAUUAUAUUGCUCCUGAGCUCUUGCAGACCAUAUCUACAUAUAAGCUCUCCAAAUCCAUGCAUGACGUGAGCUGCGAUUAUUGGUCCAUGGGCAUCAUUGGUUACGAGCUCAUCUGCGAGAUAACGCCCUUCCAUGAAGACAAUGUCCAUGAGACGUACUCGAAGAUACUCUCGCAUUGCGAGGAGAGUCGCCUUAAGGAGAUUAUUAACUUUCCCAGCGAUUUAAAAAUCUCUAGCAAUCUCAAGAGUCUCAUAUGUUCGCUGGUCACAAAUCCAACGAAUCGUCUGUCGUAUGAACAGAUUGUAAAGCAUCCCUUCUUUGAAACAAUACAGUGGAGCACAGUUCGCUCCCAGGUGCCGCCAAUUAUACCCACUAUUAAGUCGGAUGACGACAUCUCCAACUUUGAGGAUGGCAUUCGGCAUAAGGCACGCAGAGAGCAGCAAACGAAAAAAUCGCUGACUUCGAAUAUGAAAUCGAAUGAUUUUAGUGGCAAAGAUUUACCUUUCAUUGGCUACAGCUUUGUGCAUAUGGAAAAUGACGCCAUUUCAGGCGAUGAUUCGGAAUCGUCACGCAACGCAAAGCUACAGGAAAAACUGAGGAACUUGCAAACGAAAUUAAAAUCACAUGAAACUGAAAUUCUAGUGCUCAAACAAGAUUUGCUUAGAGCACAGCAGGCUCUUAAAAAGACAGACGGCAAAUCGCAGGUUGUUCUAGAGGCCAAAGCUGAAAUCAAGAAAUUGCAGCAGAUUAUCAAGGAAAAAACCAUGGAGCUAAGCACUUGCAAGACUCAAAUCAAGACGCUGCAGAGUUCGGCCAAGAUUGACGAGGAGAUGUGGUCGAAAAAGGAAGCCACAAUCACAGACUUGUUGCGCUUGAAUCGACAGAAAUAUGAGGAAGCAAAGAUUGCCUCCGAGCAGCGCUAUGAGAAACAGUUGGCAGAGAAGAAACAGGAGCUCGCAAGUACUACACAGAAACUGGAAGCGCGUGAACUGGAGUUUCAUGCGAAGAGCGAUGAAUGCAAGCAUCUGACAGACAAGUUGGACAAUUACAAGGAGAUGCUAAAGCAACUAAAGGAGCAGAACAACAAAGCCGAGAAGAAUAACGAGCAACAGGUCAAUCAUUUGAGGGAUACCUAUGAGAACAAGAUGACGGAACUGCGCCACAAGCUGCGAGAUUCGCAGGACACGCAUCGACGCAUGACUCUGGAGCUGCAGGACAUACGCACAGAGUUAGAUGAAUCAAUAAGUUCGAGCAAGUCAACGCAGGAAGCCAAACACGCCUCGGAGCGCAGCAUUGAGGAGUUGCUGCAGCGCCUCAACAGCGAAAUUUCAGCGAAUAACGAGUUGCGUGCUGGCAAAUCUUUGCUGGAAACUCAGCUUAAUAAUGCCAAAAAGGAAGCUCAAGAGAUGCAAACCGAAUGUGUGCGCUUGGAGCGGGAACUGCAGCUCGCAGAGUGUCGCUGCAAUUUGGCAGAAUCGUCGCUAGCAUCUCAAACAUCUCCAUAUGAAACAGCGCCAGGUUCGUUAACAGAACUUCAUGCCAUAGAGGAUCAACUGCGUGCCGAUCUCGCUGUGGCCAAGGAAGGUGAAUGCGUGCAAAAGACACGCGCCGAUCAACUUCAAGAGCUGGUCAACAAGCUGGAACACAUGCUGGAGCGUUUCAACGAGCAGAGUUUAUCGCCAAUGAAGUCGCAUGGAGGUUCCCAUCAUGGCAAUACUGCUGUGGGCGACAUGCUGGAACGACAGAAUGAGAAACUGGAGGAUAAACUGGCCGCAGUGCGCGAGCAGAUGAUUGUGGAGCGUCAGGCGGCGCGCACAGCGAAUCUCUCAUUAUGGAAAGUAGAGAAGCAAUUGGAGGAAGCACUCGCUGAGAAGAAAUUGAUUGCGCGUCGCAUGGAGCUGACCGAGGAUCGCGUCAAGAAAGCCCAAAACGAACGAGACGAGGCGCAGCGUGCGCUCAAAUCCUCCCAGGACGAAUUCCGACAACGCGAUGCUCGCAUCGAGGAGCUGAAAGGCGAGUUGGCAGCAAGUAAGCGCGAUGUGCUCAAGGAGCAUCGUAUGUGGGAGAAGGCCGAGCAGGAGCGCAUGAAGUGCAAGUCGGAGAUCAUUGAACACUUGGCCAAUGUGCACAAACUCGAGCAGCAGGCCACGGAACUGCGCCAGAAAUUGCAACAAACGCAGCUGCGUUGCGAUGGCUUAGGACUAGAGCAGAAGCGACUGCAACGGGAGCUGCAAGAGGAGCGUGAACGUGGCGUUGUGGUGGGCGAAGGCAGCCAGGCAUUGCAAGCGGAGAUUAAGCAGUUGACGAACAACUUCCAACGUUUGAAAUACGCAUGCAGCAUUACGGACAAUCAGUUGACCGAAGUGGAGGCCAUGUUGGAGAUGGAGCAACAGCGCAACAAGAAGCAGCAAACCCAACUGGAAGCCUGCCACGACAAGUUACGUGAACGCAAUGAACAGUUGAGCGAAGUGCGCAAGGAACUCGCAGUGCAAGAGUCGGGCAAACGUCUGGCCGAGCAGCGUGCUCAAGUUCUUAGCGUAGAGCUGGACGAGCUCAAGCAGAAUUUGCAGCAGUUGCAAAAGAAACUGAUUGCCCAGCAAGGACAGCUGGUGGAGCAGACGAAUGCUUUGUUCGGUGCUCAGGAGCGCACAGAUCAGCUGGAAACACAAAGCGCCAAUUGUCAGACUCAGAACUCAGAGUACGAGCGUGAACUCUUCCAGCUUAAGGAGGAGAAUGCGCGCAUUUUGAGUGACCUAUUCCACAGCAGAGAUGAGGUGUGCCAUCUGCAGCAGGAAUUACAGCAGCUGCAAGAGGUGCAAACUGGGCUGCACAGCGAGAUCGAUGAGCUGCAGAACACGCUGCAGGAGAAGGAGCAAUACUUUGUGCAGCGCGACAUUAAGUCAAUGGCAACGUUGGCUCAGCACAAGAAAUUGAUUGACUACUUGCAGCUCAAAGUUGAAGACUUAUCCGCCAAGAAGAAAAAAACGCUGGCCGAUAAAAUCUUUGGCUCCAGCAGCAAUGCCAAGGAGAACAUCUCGCCCAAUGAUGUGGAGUCCUCGAUUCUAUAUCGCGCGCUCAAGGAGGAGCUGCGUCGCGAGCAGAAGCACUCGAAGACGUUGCAGGAGCAACUCGACCAGUUGAAUGGUACAGCUUUGCUGCGAUCGCCAAGCAAAUCAAAUGGCCACAGCGAGGACAAGAAGUCGCGCCCUGCCAGCAUCGCUGUCGUGCCGCGUUCGCCACUCAAAGAGAAAGAACAGACGCAACUGAAACGUGCCGUAAGUCAAGUGGAAGUCAAAAGCAAAUCAAAGUCACCGCAGAAGCAGCAGCAAGCACAGCCAACACAUCAUCGCUUUGAGCUGGCGCUGCACGAGUCGAAGCUGGACAAGAUGAGUUGUCUGGCCUGUGAGCAGUUGAUUAUUGUGGGUUCACCUUAUUGGCGUUGCAAGGAAUGCAAGGAGGUUGCACAUCGUAAAUGUCGCUCUAAUGUCAGCGAGUCAUGCGGCAGCAAGGUGACUCCGACGGCGCCUUCGAUCGUCGAUAGUUGCGAGGAGCUGCAAGCGCUGAGCAGCGACACCACUGAGAGUGAAAAGAGCUCAAAUGACGACUACUUGGGCACAUUGGUGUACAAUGGUGCAGUGCAGCAGUCGGGGGAAACCAUUGAGAUCAAUUGCGCCUAUGAAAUUGUGGAACAAAAGAUCUUGCUGUUUGGAUGCAACAAUGGUUUGUUUGCCUACAACGUGGAAACCCAGCGUUUGCUGCAUAUUGCUGGCAUUGAGAGCGUCAGUUAUGUGUCCAUCUCCACACGUCUGGCUAAGGCAAUUAUGGUGGGCGCCAGUGGCGAGAAGCUCUACCAAUGCGACUAUCGACAGCUGGAGACACGUUGUCAGAGCGCUAUUCCUUGCCAAAAACCAUCGCUGGAGACGUCGGUAAUUGAGCUGCCUUUUGCCAAUCGCACGGCCAGCGAAAAGUGGAAACUUGUGCAGAUCUCCAAUGAAACCGAGAACGCUCUGGAUUCGGUGGCCAUUGCAGCGACUUCCUCGCGCAUUGUCAUACUCAAAUAUGAUCUGAAGCUGCACAAAUUCAAGCCUGUGCGUGCUUUGGACACUGCCACGCCCGUGACCUCAAUCUUCUAUACACGCCACUCGGCUAUUGUCAGUUCGGAUAAGUUUUACGAAAUCGAUCUGGAUAAUUAUGCUGCUGAGGAGUUUAUUGAUCUGGCGGACAAGUCGCUGCAGCACACGAUCAAGUGUCAACCUUUUGUAGCCGUGCGCAUCUCACGACAGGAAUUCCUGCUCUGCUUUGCCGAAUGUGGCGUCUUUGUGGAUGAAUUUGGCUGCCGUUCACGUCCCUACGACUUGAAUUGGAUAUAUGCGCCAACUGGUUUCGUUUAUCGUGAACCUUUUCUCUAUGUUUCGCAUUAUCAGCAUGUUCAGGUGAUGCGUCUGCAACGCUCCUACAGCAAACAGCUGGCCAGCGGUCUCAAUGCGGACAGCAAUGAUGCUCCCGACAUGCAGCGUUUGUACUUACCUCAUUAUAUGCCAACCUUGCUGACCUCGAGUGGCGACACAAAUGCCUAUACGUUGUCCAUAGAUCAGCAGUCUGGUGUCCAGCAGAUUUAUCAUCUGGAUGUUCUGCAGGCUUUCAAACAUAAGCUUAAUGUUUCCAUGGAAACCAUUUCUUCGGUGGCCACGUCUGUCACACUUGGCUCCAUUAUGACCACAGAUAGCGUUUAAGUUUCAUAUGUCUACAUUUAGGAAUCUUUUGUAUGUCCUAUGUCAUAUAGUAUUUAUCGGUUAGUUGUCAUACUCAUUUAAUUUGAACAUUUAUCUUAAUUUUUUGUACGUUUUGGAAAGAAAAGUGUAUAAAACAUAUAAAAAUGACAAGUUUUAAUUAUUUACUUUAAAUACAAAUAUUCGUGUAUUAAGAAGCAUGAUUUAAUUUGAGGUCUUGAAAUGUUAAUAACCUUUGUGCGAUUUUUAAAUAAACAUAAAUAACAGCUUGAAAUCUCUUAUUUGUUAAUUUACUCGAUCAAUUUAGAAGCCAUUGAGCAAUUCAGGUGAACAGAAACAAAAAUUUAAUACGUGCUUGGAGCUUAUUUUGGUGUUAUAAUUUACGCCGAGUAAAUUUAAAUUUAAAUAAUUUCAUAAAUAUUUAAAUAACUUGCCAGUCAACUUGAAAGGAAAUGAA